This is a messenger RNA of Phalacrocorax carbo (great cormorant), 4572 nucleotides long. NCBI's taxonomy places the organism in Eukaryota, Metazoa, Chordata, Aves, Suliformes, Phalacrocoracidae. The record is from RefSeq and is a predicted model, not a curated record.
AUAGGGUAAAGACUAGCAAACUUAUGCCAUGCAGGAGAUUUGUUUGCGUUUCAUGGCAGCUUCGAAGGGACAGCCUGGGCAGAGCCCUGCCCGGCAGCCUCAGACUUGUGCGCUCAACAAGAAGGCCACACUUAUGUGAGCACAAAUAAGAGUUGCCGGAGCCGGUACAUGCUCCGGAGGCGGCGAACGGCUCAGGAGACGGGAUGACUCAGUAUAUGCGAGUCUGUUAAGUGGCUUAUUGCAUCUGACCCAUCUAUGAGCAGCCUUAUCAGAUGCAUCUUACUGCUGCACUGAUGACCAGAUACAUGCGUGGCAGGAGUGAAGCAGAAGUGAAUGUGGGAUGCGGAGCGGCGGCUUCCCGGGAGUGGAACUAGCUGGAUGUUCUCAGAGUGUCGCACCGAGGCUGAAGAUAUCUGCUGCGCUGGUGAUGUUCAGCCCGUCCUCUGCUGUGAACCCGUGCACCUCCCCACGGGUGCCCCAGACCGCCCCCAUGGACCUGCGUAUCGGGCAGCGCGUCGUCAAGCCCGGCUCUGACACCACCUUGCUGGCCCUGAAGCACACGCAGCAGCUGCAGCACCAGCUCUUCCUCGCCAGCCUGCACCAGCAGCAAGUGGAGCAGCUCGCCCACCAGCACGUGAGGGUACGGGCACCCCGGGGUGCAGGGGCAGGACCUGCACCCGCUUUCCAUAGCAGUUGGGUGACCAUGGAGUCCCCGCACCGCGAAGCCGAGCCUGGGCAGCAGGAGCAGGAGCUGCGGCAGAUCCUCAACAAGGACAAGAGCAAGCGAAGUGCUGUGGCCAGCACAGUGGUGAAGCAGAAGCUGGCUGAGGUCAUUCUGAAGAAGCAGCAGGCAGCUUUGGAGAGGACCAGCAACCCCAACCCUUCAGCCAUGCCGUACAGGUCUCUGGAGCCUCUGGAUCCCGAGGGCCCUUCCCCUCCUGUGCUCAGCACCUUCUUGCCCCCUGUCCCCAGCACUUCUCUUGAACCCCCAGAGCAUUUUCCACUGCGGAAGACAGCGUCUGAGCCCAACCUGAAGGUGCGUUGCAAGCCCAGGAAGUGCCUCGACCGACGCAAGAACCCCCUGACGCGGAAGGAGAGCGCUCCUCCCUCCUUGAAGAGGCGGCCGCCCGAGGCAAUUGACUCCUCCCCGAGCAGUAGCAGCACCCCCGUGUCCGGCUGCAGCUCGCCCAACGACAGCCUCCCCGCCGAGCACGGAGCCCUUCCUGCUGCCUCCGGCAUGGCCCACGAGACGCCCCUGGCCCAGCGCCUGAUGAUGCAGGAGAGCUCACUGGCCCAGUUUGCCCUGCAGAGUGCAACCUCCCUUCCGGCCAUCACACUGGGAUUGCCGGCUACCACUAGCGCCAGGGGAGAGGCAGAUCGCCGCCCCCUCUCCGGCCUGGCACACCGGGUGCCCGUGCUGAACGGACCCGUCCUCACAGGCACGCACUCGCCCAUGUUCAUACCAGCUGGCUUGGAGCAGCACGAGGCUGGGAGCCCCUUAUCCCCUCGGCUCCAGCCCGUCAUCAUCCUCGAGCCCUCGGUCACCCACACUCCGCUGGUGGCAGUGCCAGGUCUGGGAACGGUCCCCAUCUCCUUCGCCCCCUCACUCAUCUCGGCAGAGCGCCUGUCGCUCCCAGGACACCAUAAACCGCUGGGCAGGACCCGCUCGGAGCCGCUGCCCCAGAACCCCAAGGCCAUCCAGCAGCAACUGGUGUACCAGCAGCAUCACACCCAGUUCCUGGAGAGACUCAAGCAGCAGACGCAUCUGGGCAAGCGCAUGGCUAAAUCCAGCGAGAAGCCCCGUCUGCGGCAGAUCCCCUCCUCGGAGGACAUGGAGGCUGAGGGGACGCUCCCAGAGGCCGGGGCUGAGAGCAGCGACCCGGCGAGGGCACGCGUGGAGCCCACACGGCCGGGGAGUAGCGUGAAGGAGCCCGAGAGGACGCAGAAGAUGAUGCAGCCUCAAGAGGAGCUUGUCCUGCAGCAGGCGUACCUCUGGGAUUCCUACCAGCGCGUGCAGCAGCAGCUCCUCAAGCGGCAACCCUUGGCCGACUCCCCCAUGGUCCCCACCAUCCAUGCGGGGCACAGGCCCCUCUCCAGGGCCCAGUCAUCUCCUGCCACCGCCACCAUCUCCCUUCCUGCCCAGGACACGGCCUCCAAGACGCUCUCCCUGCCGGUGCAGGAGCAGCCAGCCAAGCCGCACUUCACAACAGGGCUGGUUUACGACUCAGUGAUGCUCAAACACCAGUGCUCCUGCGGCGACAACAGCAACCACCCAGAGCAUGCGGGCAGGAUCCAGAGCAUCUGGUCCCGUCUGCAGGAGAGAGGGCUGCGCAGCCAGUGCGAGUGUCUGCGGGGACGCAAGGCCACCCUGGAAGAGCUGCAGUGUGUCCAUACGGAGCGCCACGUCUUCCUCUACGGCACCAAUCCCCUCAACCGCCUGAAACUGGACAACGGGAAGCUGGCAGGGAUCCUGUCGCAGCGGAUGUUCGUCAUGCUGCCCUGCGGAGGGGUGGGGGUGGACAGUGAUACCAUCUGGAACGAGCUGCACUCCUCCAACGCUGCCCGCUGGGCUGCGGGCAGCGUCACUGAGCUGGCCUUCAAGGUGGCCACCAGGGAGCUGAAGAACGGCUUUGCUGUCGUGCGGCCACCCGGACAUCACGCAGAUCCUUCCACCGCCAUGGGAUUCUGCUUCUUUAACUCGGUGGCCAUUGCCGCCAGGCAGUUGCAGCAGAAGGGGAAGCUCAACAAGAUCCUCAUUGUGGACUGGGAUGUUCACCACGGCAAUGGGACCCAGCAGAUCUUCUACAGAGACCCUGACGUUCUCUACAUCUCUUUGCAUCGUCAUGAUGAUGGCAACUUCUUCCCCGGCAGCGGGGCCGCAGACGAGGUUGGUGCUGGCCCCGGCGAGGGAUUUAAUGUCAAUGUAGCCUGGACUGGAGGGCUCGACCCCCCGAUGGGUGACCCUGAGUAUCUGGCUGCUUUCAGGACGGUGGUGAUGCCAAUUGCACACGAAUUCUCACCCGACGUGGUGCUGGUGUCGGCCGGCUUCGACGCGGCUGACGGCCACCCGCCACCCCUGGGCGGCUACAAAGUCUCUGCUAAAUGCUUUGGCUACAUGACGAAGCAGCUGAUGAGCCUGGCUGGUGGAGCCAUCGUCCUCGCGCUAGAAGGUGGCCAUGACCUAACGGCCAUCUGCGAUGCAUCCGAGGCCUGUGUGUCAGCCUUGCUGGGCAACGAGCUGGACCCUCUCCCAGAAGAAAGCAUGAGGCAGAAGCCAAACGCCAACGCUGUGCGCUCCUUGGAAACGGUGAUCCAGGUCCAGAGUAAAUACUGGGUGGCCGUGCAGCGCUUUGCCUCCAAGCUGGGCUGCUCCUUCCUGGAGGCGCAGCACCACGAGGCAGAAGAGGUGGAGACGGUCACAGCCUUGGCCUCCCUCUCGGUGGCCGUGAUGGUGGAGAAGAGGCCACAGGACGAGCCGAUGGAGGAAGAGGAGCCCAUGAACCAGUGACGAGCAGUGACAUUUUUCUGCUCCCCUGCUUCCAGGAUGUGGCUGGACUCUCCUGAGCCCAGCGCUCGCUCUUCACUCCUGGCUUCCCGUUUGCCACGUCAUCCUCACUCCCCGAGUCACGGUCCUGAAAUGGCCUGGACCUUUGGCUGCCGCCUCGGCAGGUCUCCCAGAAAGGAUGCUCCUGCAGCCACCGGGAAGAUGUCUUCCUGCUCGGGACCGAUGGAAAACCACAGACUCCCUCUGCAGGGCAUGGCCUUGCGAACCUAGACCGUGCGUGCUAUCAGUCCCCAACCUUCGGGACCUGCAGCCCCUCUGGGGACACGCGUGAGAGGCCUCCACCCCUCUGGCUGCGCUGGCAGCCCGACGCAGACCUGCCCUCCUCCUGGGAUCUUCCUCACCCUUGGGGAAAGGGGGUGGGUGUUGGGAUGGAUGUUGUGGCCAAGCUGCGGGUGGUUAGAGCCGCCUUCGGGACUGCACCGAGAGCUCCUCCCCGGCCAGGCAGCGCUGCCUUUGAGAAGCAGCCCGGUGUUUUGCUCGGGAGGGACGGGCUGUCUGUGUCUUCUCGCGAAGGCUCCCUGGCCCCCCUUCCUCUGGUAGGGCCCAAGGAGGGAGUGAGCAUGACAGUGAGAUGGGGUAUGACCUCGUUCUGCACGAGAAGCGUUUGGACAGCUGUGCACGAUGCGCCGAUCACCUUGCAGCUGGGGAAGAGCAAGGGCUGGAGUGUCUGCAGUGCCCAGGAUUGCACCCGUGGGACAUCCUAACCACUAACCAGAGCGCGAACCCUCUGGUGCUGGGGCUCUGAUUUGCACUAUAUACAAUUGACGUGUGCUAAUGUGAACCUUACGUACUCUUCUUUCCGUGGGAAUGCCGGGAUCAAACACGUCGUCGUGUGGAUGUUACCAAGGUGCCUUGAGCCCUUUUCAGCAACCCGCUGACCUGAGGGUCUGUAUCAGUGCCCACCCCUGUAAUCCCUAAAGCAGGGGGCAGCCCAGCUGUCUUCCAGUCAGCCCCCUGAGCCCACCCCCAGCACCCCCAUGGGCCCCUCUUCUCCAGCUGAGCUCAAC